GGCCCACCUUCUUUUUUUUGGCAUGUAGGGCCCACCUUCUUUUCUGCAACCAUUGGCCCAAUGUUCGGCCCAACUAAUACAAUAUGAACCAAAAAUAAAAGUUUUAGUCAAAUAUGGUUAAAGUUAAACUAUUCAAAAAUUUUCGACACACUCAAAUUGACAUGCGUCACCUUCGUUACAACAAAAAUCCAUAAACAAACGGAAGACGCGGAGUAAUGCUCCAUUUUUUAUGCGAUUCAUGAAAUGCUCUCAUUUGCUUUCCCUUUUUCCUUUUUUGGUUAAAACGAUUAACGAAGAAAGGCCUCAGCAUUAUAUUAGCGUUGUUUAGUUCGUGGCUGAUGAUGAAGCAAUUAUUUAGCUGUAUUUAUAUAAAUCCAUGCAUGGUGAUGGGAGGAUUGUUCUUCAAAGACAAUCAAAAAGCGUGAAUAAAUAUAUAAAAAAUGGGAAAGGAAUACUAUAACGUUGUUGCAUUUUUCAUGGCCAUGAUGGUUUUCCUGAUAGUGGGCGCUAAUGCGGUAGACAAUUCUCUCAAGGCUCAACAAAACAGAUGCAACGACUACUGUUUCCGUGCUUGUGUUUUCCCUAGUAAAUUUUGCAGGUGGUGGUGCGGUGGCCGUUGCCAGAACCCUAUAGGAUUUGAUAGCUAUAAACUUACCGACCUCGACGAAGGAAAGGGUAGUUACCCUGUCCCAACUGAGGAGGACUACCGUAGGUAUUCUGAGACCCAUAAGUCAUGAGAGAAAUGAUUAACACUCAAAUAUGUUUGUAUCUACUAAUUAGUAGAUAGGAUCGAUGAGAUAUGUCUCAACAAGUAUUCCAUUUGACUUGUUCAUGUAAAUAUUCAUAUAUAUUUUGGCAGUCUAUAUUUUUUAAAAGAAAAUUACAUAAUAAGAGGUCUUUGCCGUUAUGAUGUAUUU
This is a messenger RNA of Arachis ipaensis, 917 nucleotides long. NCBI's taxonomy places the organism in Eukaryota, Viridiplantae, Streptophyta, Magnoliopsida, Fabales, Fabaceae. The record is from RefSeq and is a predicted model, not a curated record.